This is a messenger RNA of Notolabrus celidotus (New Zealand spotty), 1560 nucleotides long. RefSeq names its product nucleotide binding protein 2 (MinD homolog, E. coli) (gene nubp2). Gene Ontology annotation, cellular component: cytosol. The transcript has 8 exons. Lineage: Eukaryota; Metazoa; Chordata; Actinopteri; Labriformes; Labridae. The record is from RefSeq and is a predicted model, not a curated record. The coding region runs from base 416 to 1225 and encodes 269 amino acids. Gene Ontology annotation, molecular function: 4 iron, 4 sulfur cluster binding; ATP-dependent FeS chaperone activity; ATP binding. Gene Ontology annotation, biological process: iron-sulfur cluster assembly.
UCCCUCUGACUCUUAGUUUGGUUUUUCCAGUUGUGUUUAACCUUCCAGAGUUUCCUUGUGACUUUUCCCUCAUUUGUGUCCUUGAAUUUUUCUGGUGGAUGUUUCACCCUGGGCUCUGUUAAAGUAAGCCUUAUGUUUUGGCUGUUUGGGCUUUCUGUUUAAUGAAGCGUAGUCUGCAACUGGGACCUUAAAUGUUCACACAUUUUCAUGGAAAGAUAAAACUAGUAGAGCUUCAGGAUUCCCAGACAGAUCAUUUGAACGCACCAUGAAUUGAACUGGCACGCUAUUGGUGGUGUUUGAUAAAAGGCGUGGCUCAACUGUGCCCUACGCUCAGCGAUUGGCUAGGAGGCGCUUGAUGUAAUACGGAAGUAAUCGAGCUCCACAGCGUGCAUGAUCGAAGCCUCACAUUCAAAAUAUGGAAGAAAAUAAUGAUGAAGGUAGCUUGGCUCAGGUCCGUCAUGUUGUCUUGGUUCUGUCAGGAAAAGGAGGAGUGGGAAAGAGCACCAUCACCACAGAGUUAGCUCUGGCUCUCAGACAUGCUGGCAAGAAGGUUGGCAUCCUGGACGUUGACCUGUGUGGUCCCAGUAUCCCCCGCAUGCUGAGUGUGGGACGGCCUGAUGUGCAUCAGUGUGACUCAGGGUGGGUACCUGUCUACACAGAUGCAGAAAAAAGCCUUGCCCUCAUGUCAAUCGGCUUCCUGAUGGAUGACCCAGAUGAAGCAGUCAUAUGGAGGGGGCCUAAGAAAACAGCUCUGAUUGGCCAGUUUGUGUCAGAUGUGGCAUGGGGAGAGCUGGAUGUGCUGCUGGUUGACACACCACCAGGGACAUCUGAUGAACACUUGGCAGUACUGCAAAACCUUAAAAAACACAGAGUGGAUGGAGCCGUUUUGGUCACCACGCCUCAGGCAGUGUCGACGGGGGACGUGAGGAGAGAGAUAACCUUCUGUAAGAAGACGGGUGUACGAAUCCUGGGAAUCAUCGAGAACAUGAGCGGCUUUGUUUGUCCUCACUGCUCAGAAUGUAGCAACAUAUUCUCAAAGGGUGGCGGUGAAGAGUUAGCCAAGCUGACUGGAUCAGUAUUCCUGGGCUCCGUGCCCUUGGAUCCUCUGCUUAGCUCCAGCAUAGAAGAGGGCAAAGACUUCCUACAGUCAUUUCCCGACAGUGCCACCUUCAGUGCUAUCUGCAGUAUUUCUCAGACUCUGCUGACCAGCCUCCAAACUGCUUGAGUCAUACAUGUAUUCUGAGUGUAAAGACAGAAAUAACAGCUUUUGUGUUGAAUAUAUUUCCUGUAAAUGUAUCCUAAAAAGCUUUUUACUGAUUAUCUUGUUUAACAUCUCGUUAUUUCAAAUCUACAAACAGUACACUGCAGGCUUUGUUAUCUCAGUGCUGCAGUUCUGGAGGGUAACCACAGUGUGAAGAUAAUCAUGUCUCAACACAAAGUGAUGAAUACUGUGAAACAGACACUAACUACUGUUUAUACAGCUAAUUUAGGCCCAUCAUUUUGUAAUGAUAUUUUCAAGUCAAGCGACUUAUGUCUGUGAAAUAUACAGUGCUGAAAACA